CACGGCAACGCGGCCAUACUGGCCUCAACCGACCUGGGGUCUGCAUCUGCGGCGCUGCGGCCUCGUGGCUAAAGCGGAGCAUGGACAGUCUCUUCGUGGAGGAAGUGGCGGCCUCCCUGGUCAGGGAGUUCCUCAGCAGGAAGGGCUUAAAGAAGACGUCUGUGACCAUGGACCAGGAACGCCCUCGCUCGGAUCUCAGCAUAAACAGCAGAAACGAUCUCCGAAAGGUUUUGCAUCUUGAAUUUCUCUACAAGGAGAACAAGGCAAAGGAAAACCCUCUAAAAACAAACCUUGAACUCAUUACCAGAUACUUUCUGGAUCACUUUGGGAAUAUUGGUAACAGCGUCACUCAAGAAACACCAAUCCCUGAACUCUCAGUACCAAAGAAAAGUAACAAAUUACCAUUGAGAAGCUCAGAGACCACUCUGGUAAACAUAUACCACCUCGCAGAUGAAGAUGAGAGUUGGAGAACACCAUUGUCAGAGAUAAGCAAAGCCAGACAUGACAGUCUUGAUGGGGAUGUACUUGGUCAUUUUGUAUCAUCCAAAAGGUCCUCGCACAAAAGUAGGCCCAUAAAGACAGUCCCAGGUGAAAGGCCCCCUGUGGCUUCUGCUUGGGAGAAGAUGGACAAACUUCCAAUGUCAGAGCCUUCCUUGGACACGAAGAGGAUGGGAGAGAAGGUCAGGCCAAAGUCUGGCCUGAUUGUCCGAGGCAUGAUGGCCGGGCCCAUUGCCAGCUCCCCGCAGGAUUCCCUCCGCAGACGCUCGCUGAGGCGGUCCCCAGCCUUGAGCAGCUCUACCCAGCCUCACAAGGAAGGGAGCCCACAAGAGCCUGAGCUCUCUACUCACACCCCCACCUGUCCCACCCCUCUGGAGGGACCAGCUUCCAGCACCGCCUCCACCCCUAGGAGCCCUCGGGGCCCGCUCAGCGAGCUGACCUGGGAAAAGCGGAGAACCUCGCCUGGCAGCCCGCCUCACCUACCAGGCAAAGGGGUGCUCCCCAGGGGGAGUGGCAGGUGGAGAGACCUUUCCGAAGACAGUCCAGCUGUGGACAGUGGCUCGGAGGCCAUCAGAAUCGCCUCGAAGUUCUCCCUGUCCAAUGGGAAUGUCCCGAAGAUGCAGGAGAGGCCAGAGAGAGCGUUACAACGGCAGGAGAGCCAGCCCCCACCCCUCAGGAAAAAUCAGUUGUCAGUGUCCAACAAGGUCGAAGGUGAUCUGGAUGUGCUGCAGCUUGAGGAUGUGGAAGAUGAAUUGGUAAGGGAAGAAAUCAUCCUGUCUCCAGUCUCAUCAGUGCUCAAGCUGCAAGUAGUAUCCAAGCCCAUCGACCUCUCGGUGGCAAAGGACAUAAAGACCAUUCUGUUUGGUUCCAGCUUUUGCUGUUUCAACGAUGAGUGGAAACUUCAGAGUUUUUCCUUUAAUGACUCAGUAUCCUUAAAAUAUGGCAUUGUGCAGAACAAGGGUGGUCCCUGUGGGGUCCUGGCGGCUGUCCAGGGCUGUGUCCUGCAGAAACUCCUGUUUGAAGGAGAUAGCAGCGCUGACUGUGCUCGGCUGCAGCCUUCAAACACUCGCAGGACCCAUUGCCUGGCCCUGGCCAUUGCAGACAUUGUGUGGCGGGCUGGGGGCUGCGAGAGAGCCGUGGUCACACUGGCUUCGGGAACACAGCACUUCAGUCCAACAGGGAAAUACAAAGCAGAUGGAGUCUUAGAAACACUCAUCCUCCACAGUUUGACCUGCUAUGAGGAGCUGGUGACUUUUCUUCAGCAGAGCAUCCAUCAGUUUGAAGCAGGCCCUUACGGAUGUGUCCUGCUCACACUGUCGGCCAUCCUGUCCAGAUCCACAGAGCUUGUUCGCCAGGACUUUGACGUCCCCACCAGCCACCUGAUUGGAGCACACGGAUACUGCACGCAGGAACUUGUCAAUCUGCUCCUGACCGGGAAGGCCGUGUCCAACGUUUUCAACGAUGUGGUGGAGCUGGAUUCUGGGAACGGGAACAUCACACUUCUCAAAGGCAUCUCCACACGCAGCGACAUAGGCUUCCUGUCCCUCUUUGAGCACUACAACGUGUGCCAGGUGGGCUGCUUCCUGAAGACCCCGAGGUUCCCCAUCUGGGUGGUGUGCAGUGAGAGCCACUUCAGCGUCCUCUUCAGCCAGCAGCUCGAGCUGCUGCGAGAUUGGAGGACCGAGCGGCUCUUCGACCUGUACUACUACGAUGGCCUGGCCAACCAGCAGGAGCAAAUCCGGCUGACUAUCGACACCACCCAGACCGUCCCUGAGGACAGAGACAACGGCCUCGUCCCUCCCCUUGAGCUCUGCAUCAGAACCAAGUGGAAGGGGGCAUCAGUGAACUGGAAUGGCUCGGAACCCAUCCUGUGACCCUCUGUGGGGAUGAGCCUCAUGGCUCCAGUGCUCAUUACUAGGGGUGAUGGCAGAGCUCUCAGGCCUCAGGGACAUGUCUGGGCCAGCACCUGAACCAGCACUGUCGCAGAAGCAUCGGAAACCUCCCUGCCUCUUCCGUGAAGGGCCUGCCAGGGAGUGACUCGGGCCCAGUGCGCUGCUGUGUGGCCCCUCCCAGCAGAGCUGUGACUGCCAGGGGAGGCUGGUGGGGCCCCUGCUGCCUUUUCUCUGCAUCCUGCCCUUGCUCUCUGCUGGGCCAUCCCCUCGUCCAGCCUCUGAUGUGGGCAGCUGGGGGGAUCCAGGGCACUCGUUAUUUCUGAGAGUUGGCUUCUAUAAACCAGGAGUCAGAUC
Molecule: messenger RNA, 2744 nt
Organism: Capra hircus (goat)
Lineage: Eukaryota; Metazoa; Chordata; Mammalia; Artiodactyla; Bovidae
Gene: MINDY4
Product: family with sequence similarity 188 member B
Exons: 18
Coding region: 81-2372 (763 amino acids)
Biological process (GO): protein K48-linked deubiquitination
Molecular function (GO): K48-linked deubiquitinase activity; cysteine-type deubiquitinase activity
Source: RefSeq, a predicted model, not a curated record